AUGUCUGCGCCAUACACUGUUCGUUGGGGGAUCCUCGGCCCCGGCUGGAUUGCAGGAGAAUUCUCCAAGGACCUUGUCCUCGACCCCAGCACCCGCGGCGUGACCGACAUCAAGCACAUCGUACAAGCAGCUGCCUCCGCCACCUCUCUCGAGCGGGCAAAGACCUUUCUCUCCGACGUCGGCGCGCCCAACGGCACCGCCUACGGAAGCUACGAGGAGCUCAUCGCCGAUCCCAACGUCGACAUUAUCUACAUUGCGACGCCGCACUCGCACCACUUUCCGCAAUGCCUGAUGGCGCUGAAUGCGGGCAAGCCCGUGGUGUGUGAGAAGCCAUUCACGGUCAAUACGGAGCAGACCAGGAUCUUGGUGGAGCUGGCGAGGAAUAAGGGACUGUUUUUGAUGGAGGCCGUGUGGACGAGGUUCUUCCCGAUCAGUGUGCAGAUUAGGGCGUUGAUUAAGGAGGGACGCAUCGGAGAGGUUAGGAGGGUCUUUGCGGAUCUGAGUAUGGCGCAGGCACCGGAGGAGAAAUAUGAUGAUUCGCAUAGGAUGGUGAACCCUGAUCUUGCCGGAGGAGUACUACUAGAUCUCGGCGUCUACUCCCUAACCUGGGUCUACCAAACCCUCUACCACACUCUCCCCGCUGCCGUCAAGCCCAAAUCCAAACCCACCGUUACCGGCACAAUCUCCAAAUACGAGCGCACAGGCGUCGACGUUGAGAACGCCGUCAUCGUGAAGUUCCCCAACUCGAUCGGCAUCGCCACGAGCAGCAUCCGUGUUGCCGCUGACCCCGAGGACAACAACCACACCGCCAUCAAGAUCCAAGGCACGCUCGGCGAGAUCCGUGUCGAUCACCCGGCCUAUGCGCCAGCGGGAUACUCGAUCGUUGUGGCCGGGAAAGGUGUUGAGAGGGUGGAGUGCCCAGUGCCUGCGGGCAAGGGAAUGCAUUGGGAGGCGGAUGAGGCCGCGAGGUGUUUGAGGGACGGGAAGCUGGAGAGUGAGACUAUACCGCUGGAGGAGUCGUUGCUGGUUAUGGAGGCGAUGGAUACCGUGAGGGCGCAGGCUGGGUUUAGGUAUCCAGAGGUGAUUGAGUCGACGGAGCAUUAG
Molecule: messenger RNA, 1104 nt
Organism: Morchella importuna
Lineage: Eukaryota; Fungi; Ascomycota; Pezizomycetes; Pezizales; Morchellaceae
Exons: 5
Coding region: 1-1104 (367 amino acids)
Molecular function (GO): nucleotide binding
Source: RefSeq, a predicted model, not a curated record